AUGCCCAUUGCAGGAAAUAAGUACACUGACAACGAUGUCAAGACACUGGUGCGCCAAACAAACCGAUGGCUACUCAGGCUACACGAAAACUCCUUGCGGGAGGUGGUGGACUUCGACAUAUUGGCUGUCUUUAUUAUGCAGGAGAUGGAUGAUGAUCUUCACAUCCGUAAACUGGUUGACAUGCUGAUUCAUACCUUUUUUGACUCCGGAAAGCCACAAACCACUCGUCAAAACCAGCUUUUGGAAGCUGCUCUGGUGGUCCAGAAUAAAAUCCGAAUGUAUGAUGAUAAGAUUAAAUCACAACCAACUUUUGGGAAACCGUACUGUCUAAGGUAUCCAACUCUGGAGGACGUUCGGGCCCAAUCAAAGCUCUUGGAGAAACAAUGUCGGGUUUUGGAUGAUUCCAGGAUGGUGGUCUUACUGGACGAGAAUGAAAUAUGUGUUGGUAUUGGUCUACCUCCCCUACCAGUGUCUGGAGGGAAUCCAGUUCACACCCCCCACGAUGUAGAUGGACCACCCCAAACACCUUUUCCCCUCGACGAAAAGACAAAAGGAAAUAUUCGAACUCCAGAGGGAAGUAUAGAGGCCAGCGUCAGCUAUCAAGCAUAUGGUUUUGGCUUGGGUUCGAAAAAAUCUGCUGGCAUGCUCGAUAAAAAAAUCCAAUGCACAACCAAAUCCAUCAAAACUUGGCUACUCCAGGGCUAUGGAUCUACUUGGCAAGAUGAAGAAAAUAUCCUCCAUCUGCCCAACCCACUCCGUGAAUGCCAAAACACUGAUGAUAGUGAUGCUAUUGUUAAGUUAAGGAAUGAGAUGACAUUUUAUUCUAAAUUGUCGCUGGUCAUCAAUACUGCUUUCUUACCUGUAUCUACUAAGGUGGCACAAGAGGCUGUAGAUUACUUGAAAGAGCAGGGUAGUGAUCGACUUCAAGAAAAUCUUGACUUAGAGAAAAAUGAAAUAGUGGCUUCACGAACUGUCAGUGUUAAUACACAGGUUCAUACCCAUCGAGACAGGAAUAACGCAUUUUUGUUCGAUUCUGUUUACUUCUUUGGUAACCAUCGUGGAGGAGAAUUUCUUUUGCCAUCUCUUGGUGUUGCCUAUACUGGUCUCCACGGAUACUCGUUUCAUGGUCCAUUUCGAAUACUCUACCAUGGUGUUGCAAAGUUCUAUUUUGAUGAAGCUUUGGAGGCCCCACCACAAAGAUUUUCGGUUGCCAUGUGGAGUCGUGAAAGUUCAUUCUCUGCUAUUGCCAGGCAUUCAGCAUAUCAUGAAAAGGAGAACAAAGUUAAAGUUUACAGCAAAUCGAAAUAUUGGCUCCCCCUUUAUCCCAAAUAUGAUAAGUACUCUGUCCAGGAAUGCUUUUCAAAUCAUAUCAAAAAAUCACGUGUCGGAUGA
Messenger RNA from Puccinia graminis f. sp. tritici CRL 75-36-700-3, 1392 nucleotides. RefSeq lists its product as uncharacterized. Lineage: Eukaryota; Fungi; Basidiomycota; Pucciniomycetes; Pucciniales; Pucciniaceae. The transcript is spliced from 5 exons. The record is from RefSeq and is a predicted model, not a curated record. Bases 1 to 1392 code for a protein of 463 amino acids.